Messenger RNA from Parnassius mnemosyne (clouded apollo), 1245 nucleotides. The record is from the annotation of a GenBank genome assembly. NCBI's taxonomy places the organism in Eukaryota, Metazoa, Arthropoda, Insecta, Lepidoptera, Papilionidae.
AUGAUAUCUACAGUUUUCGUCUUCGUUAUUUGUAAACUUUAUUUGUUGAAAGGAUAUUCAAGGUCUAGACAUGAACAAUCGCUUUUACCUAAUUGUCUACCUAUAUCAGCACAUGCACAUCUAUUUAUUGGAAGUGGUUUACGAAAGCAUCGCAAGACAUAUGCAAGAAUUAGCAAGAAGGCAAUUCAACACAAUUUGAAAAAUGAACAAGCUAGAUUAGGGGCUAAUUGCGAACUAUUUGCAGUUGUUAAAGCAGAUGGUUAUGGACAUGGUGCAGUUGAAAUAGCAAAAGUAGCAAGAGAUGCUGGGGUAACAGGAUUUUGUGUUGCAUUGUUAGGUGAGGCAUUAGAAUUAAGACAGGCGGGAAUCAGAGAACCAAUCUUAAUUUUAGGAAUAGUUGAUGUAGCGUAUGUUGCUAUAAUUGCAGCUGAGAAGUUAAGUGUAACCGUUGGUAGCUUGGAGUGGUUAAAAAAAGCGAAGUUGAAGAUGAAGAAUCAAAACAACAGCUUACGUAUUCAUAUAGCAUUAGACACUGGCAUGGGAAGAAUUGGCUUUAGGACAGUUUCAGAACUAACUGAGGCAGAAAAUACGGUAUCAGAUUCAAAAUUAUUUGAAUUUGAAGGAGUUUAUACACAUUUUGCUACUGCAGAUGAAUCAGAUGAAACAAAAUUUAAUAAACAACUAGAAAUAUUUAAUAAACUAAUUAACAAAUUGAAAAACAAACCUAGAUUCAUUCAUGUUGCUAAUAGUGCAACGGCACUCUGGCAUCAGCAAAUACCAACUAAUUUAGUUCGCUACGGAAUUGCUAUGUAUGGUUUAAACCCGUCAGGACAUGCAUUGAUAUCGCCAGUAUCUUUAGAGCCGGCAAUGGAAUUAAUCAGUGAGUUGAUACAGGUUAAAGAGAUACAGCCAGGAGACACUGUCAGUUACGGUGCUACUUACGAAGCAACCGAUUGCGAGUGGGUAGGAACAAUUCCAAUCGGUUAUGCAGACGGAUGGCGCAGAAGCUUACAAGGACAAACCGUUUUGGUUGAUGGGCAGCGAUGUGAAAUUAUUGGUCGUGUAUGUAUGGACCAAUGCAUGAUUCGUUUGCCAAAGGAAUAUCCAGUAGGAACGACCGUUGUCUUAGUUGGGAAAAGUGGAACAGAUCAAGUGACGAUGGAAGAGUUAGCAGAACACUUAGACACAAUUAAUUAUGAAAUCAUUUGUGGCAUUACUUUAAGAGUGCCUCGAAUUUAUGUUUAA